GCUGCUUUAAUCGAGUUCGUAUAUGGUUUCGUUUUAGAAAAACUAAGCAACGAACGAAUUCUCUCUUCUUCUUAUUUUGAUUUGAAAAUUUCAAUCGAUCUGCACACAGAGACGGUGUUGCAUGGACAAAGUGUGAGAUUCGAUAUUAUUUUAAGCUGGAAAAAUUCUGUCUACGAACGGAACGUGUGGUAAUUAUCAAGUGGUUUCGAAAAAUCGUUAAAGGAUUCAAAUUACCAGAAGCGGAAGAGAAAAUUGGACAGAGAAAUACAAAAAGAAAAACAUUUGGAAGUGGUAAAUCAAUAUCGGAACAAUUAAAACCAAUAAAUCAUCGAGUGAGACGAGUGUGACAAUAUAUUUUUUCAUUCACGAAUUUGAUUAUCGGGGAACAUUUUCAGAGCAGUUUUUCAACGUGUCCAUUUGUUUUUUUUUUAUCGAUUUUUUAUUGACAUAGACAUUUUACGUUUUACGAUACAAACUCUAGUGGAGUGGUGCACACGUUUGAAAGUCACAACAAUACAUCAUAUUUUAUUUUGUCGUUUUUUCCCUCGCGGUGUUGGUGUUUGUACGUUAUAGAUUAAACUAUUUGAUAACUAUUCCAUGUUGAUAACAUCGAGCUUUUGAACGAAACAAAACCGAUCGGAGAGCGCAUUUUGAGUUGCGAGUCAAUAUCCCGCGACACACAUACACGCACAUAACGAACAAUUUGUGGUAACAUUUACCGUUUGUUUACAUCAUUUUAUGGACAUAAGCAAAUAAUAAUGGUAAGUUUUGUUGUUGUUUCUUUUAUGGCUGGCACUGCAAAUGUCGGCAUAUCCUUAUGAAUUUUUUAAAAACAUGAAUGAUAAAAGAUUUGUUCCCUAACGCCCCCAAUCUAUUACUGAGCCAAACAAAAUCAAUAUUUACUUGAUGAAUAUUUCAAGAAAGGAACACUUAACACGAUUUGUUCGAUUUAUUGCGAUGUAAACGUAAGCGAAGAACAAAAAUUUGCAAGGCAAAGCGUUAGUCUUUUUUUUGGCUUUGCUUCACAUGAUUCUCUCUAUUGAGCUGCAUUUUUUAACGAUUCAAACAAACAAAAAAACAAAAACACCUUACAAUAGAGCUCGCAAAUACAUAUAGCUCGAACAGCAAUUCCGCCCACUUUGGCGAAAACAUAAAUCACUACAAUUUCUUGCAUUAGAAUUUAAAUUAUUGGUGAUCUCAUAGCCAGCGAUAAGCAUCAACAUCAGCAUCAGCAGCAGCGCAUCUAUGUGUGUGUGUGUAUAUAUAAUUUUUUUCGCUUCAAAUAAUGCAUAAAUUGAAACGCAUUACUGACUCUUUUCAAAUAUGUGAAUCGGUUCCAUUGAACGAACCGCACCAAACCCAUUCAAACGAAAUAACAAAAACAUUUAUUUGUCAAAAUGGUCCGAAAAAAAAAAUUUAAAUUACAAUCUGAAAAUGAAAUGCAGUAUAUUGCUUGACACAGUAAUGAGAUUUCAUUUUGAAACGGGCAACUUCAAAAGGUCCAUCUAUUUCUACAUAUGGAUUCUGACAUACCAUAAUGUUGUUUUUCUCUCUUUUUCCAACUACGUUUCAGAUUUUCAAUUCAAAUACACACAUUCCAAACAAAUAAAAUGCAAUGAAUAGUAGACUAUUUUAAUAAGACUGGCUUGGGAGUAACAUUGAAAAUACAGAGAGAGAGAGAGAGAGAGAGAAAACCGUCCCUAUUUGAAUUGGAAAAAAAAUAUAUGAAUGAAUGAGAUAAUCUUUCUCUGGCAUUAGAUUCAAUACAACACACACACAUACAUUCAUACUCUGUGCACACGUCAAUUGGGAAUAGUUCUAAAAAAAAUGCGGUCUUACAUCAUCGUGUCAUUCAGAAAUUUUUUCCACUUUUUUUCUGGUUCGAAAUGAACAAGAACAGAAGAAGAAGAAGAAGAAACAGCGAGAGGCGCAAGCGAAAGAGAGACGAUGCAGAACAAACAAUAUGUGUGCGAGUGCAAUGCAUCGAUGAAACCCAGAAAAACAGACAAAGACGCAACGAGGAAGCGAAAUAGUAUACGUUACAGCUCUGUAUGUGUGUUCCGCCGCACCACUAUUUUUGUUAUGUUUUUGGUGUUACUUCGUUAACGAAGUUUUCCAUAAAAUUUCCAAAAACCCAUUUCUCAAUGCUCACAUGGCAUCUAUUUCGAAUGGCGCAUACACAUUGUUCGUUACACUCUAAUGUGUACCAUUCAGUUUGCUCAUUUAUUGCCGUUGCUGUUGCCGCUGCUGUUGCUGCCGUUACUGUCGAUCAAUGUGAAUGUGUAUUAAAUGUGAGAGCAUAUCGAGUUGACUAAUUAAAAGUUACUGCGCCAUAGAUGUUUGGCCCGUGACAUCAACUAACUCGGCUACACAUUCAAACUAAGAAUGAACGGAAAUUUUGAACGCAAUCAAAUGUUUUUUGAUCAAUGGAAAUGACCCAAUUUCAAUGGUUGCCCUAUACAAUUUUUAUCAAUCAAGGAUGUUGAACCAAUUCCGAGGGACAUGUCAUUUUAUUCGAGUAAUUACGGUUCGUUCCUUAAUUUCAUUGACAUACACUCAUAUCGACCGGACCGAAAUGACCGAUUUUCCCAAAGCACGUUCAUACACAUUUUAUGAGUUACAUUAAUAAAACAGUCGACAACUAUCAUCACACAAUUGUAUUGGGCUUCUUUUCCAGAUUUUUCGUUAUGUGAGGGCGAUAUAUCAGCUCAUUUUUAUUCCAUCCAUUUGUUGUACUGUGUUUUUUUUUCGGGUUUAUUCUCCAGAAAAUUUCAUUCAUAACGACACACAUUCAUGAAAUGAAUCCUAAACACAUUGACGAAUUUCCUGGGAAAAAAAAAUAAUUGUUUGAAUGUCGUUAAAAAAAGAAGAAGCAGAACACAAAUCUGUUGAUCUUUACUACUCGUAUGAAUGGAAAAUGAAGAGAGAAAACAAAGAGAAAAACAUGAGCUGGAAAACUGAGAGCAGAACUUUUUUUUUCGUCAAUUCUACAUGGCUUGAGCAUGCGGUACUAUGUACUUGUGUAUGUGCCGUUUAAAUGGUUUAAAAAUAAAUGUUCAAAUUACAAAAUUGAAUAUAAUUGCUUGAAAAAGUUAAUAGGCUGCAGCAGCAGCAGCAGCAGCGGCAACGACGACGGCGACGACGACCGACAGCAACGACAGCCUAGAAUUUAGAAUUUAAAUACGUUUGGCAAACGCUGUAAAAUGAAACAUGCAAUUAUUUUGGAAUUUGAAUAAAAGCCACACACUUUAUAUGCAAGUGCAAGCUAUGUGAGCUCUCUGUCUUGCCGGCUCGAUGGAUCGCUUGAAGAAGUGAAACGCCAUACUUUUCGUUAUUGUUGUUGUUUCGUAUAAUUAAACGUCAAUUUGAGAAUGAGAGAAGUGAAAAUUCCAUUCGGAGAUCGAUUCCAGUAAUUUGUGGUAACCGUUUGCUGUGUUCUCGCCGAACGAUGCUGAACGGCAAUUUAAGUUUUGUUAUUUCUCUCACUUUGAAAAAUAUCUCAAUUUUCUAAUCAUACAACAAACAAUCGGCCAUUAAAAUCAAACUGGCUGAAAAUUACAAGAAUGCAGCACCCGAUAAAAGUGCUUCAAGUAGAGAGAGAGAGAGAGAGCAGCAGUGGCAGCAAAUGCAAAAAACGUAUAUAGUAGCAAAACGCAUUGAACAAAAUACGCAAAAUAGAAGAACUAGGUGCCGAAACCAUUUUUCAGUGUUGAUUAUGUAAGCGUGCAACGAUCCAAUGCAUAAAAUGGUCGAUAAUUACAUUUAACACCGUGUACACAUAUAUGGUCAAUCGAAUUGCAAAGUGUGCAAACUGCAAUUCGUGCUCCGUGCAACGUGUGGCUGGCUGCCUGGCUAACUAACUGACUGUAAAAGACCCAGACGCACUAACACAUACCGGCCUCCCCGAUCAAUUGUUGAUUAGCUGCUGCGCCACAAAUUGAAUGUAUCCGUGCACGCCAAUCCGUUCUUAUGACACCGAAAGCGAUUUUGUUGUUUGCUUCUCAAUUCAAUGCAAUCUUUUUUUUGCUGUUGCUUUUGUUCGUUUGCUAUUAUUUUGCUGCGCAAAGUAAAUUCUCUAUUCUGUCUCUCGGCCGUCCGAUAAAAAGUUGUUGCUGCUGCUGUGGUUGCUGGUGCACAUUGUGUCGUGCGACAAUCAAGCGGAAAAUAUUGAAAUUUUCUGCAUUUUUGCAAAGGUCAUUUGAUUUACUUGACAAGUAUGUUUGUACUCCUAUGCAAGCACUUUGUCAAUGGUAUCAUUGACGGUUGUUUUUAGUGGCAUUAGAGAGAAGGGAACGUAGAGGCAAAAGAGAAACACCAACUGUGAGGUGGCAAUUACCAAAACGUUCAUCAACACAUUCGGCACAAUCACACACUGUUAUAUUUCCCACAUAUUUCUCUCUCUCGCUCUGAGUGCAAUGGUGAUUUGGUGUUUUUUCGGGGCUAUAGUUCUUUCCUAACUAUAGUUGCAUUUUUUUUCUCAUCAUCUGACGAUGGAUUUGUCCUAUCGGAAAAUCGUUUUUUUUUUAACUUGUUCCCAUGUUUUAUGGGCUCAUACUUAUCAUCAAUUUUCCGAGUUUUUCUAGUGUUCGUUGUUAUUCUUUAGAUAUUUUUUUCCCUUUUUCUGUUUACCUCUACCGACCGACCGACCGACAGACAGACAGAACGAACGAAACAUGGCAUUCAUGAAAAAUGAACAAACACCACUCAUUGAGUAAAUGGAUCCAUGAAUAAGAACCGAUUUUCAAAAUUCUACGAAUUUUAAGAAGUAAAUCUGUGUGUCUUUUCGUUUUUCAACAACAACAAAAAACUAGAAGAAAAAGAAAAAACAACAACAACAACUAAGAUUUGUUGAAUGAAAAAUCCACGGCCUUACGUUUUUUUUUAUCGGAUUGAGACUGCAUCUAGACGGCGAAGAAAAAGAACGAAUUGACGUAUUUAUGUCCUUUUUUUUAAACCCGAAAAUAAGAUUGUAUGCAUAUCAUAAAUAAAUAAAAUAUCGUUGUCGCCUUUUCUCAUAACUUCAAGACGAGAGAGUGCGAUCCAAAGCAAGAACUUUUUACGUAAUUUCUGUUGAAAUGUGUUCGUUUUUGUUCGAAGUUCUUUCUUUCUAUCUUCAUAGCCGGAUGUAGUAAUUCAAGCGCAGUAAACAUAAACAAUUCCCUUCAUUUGUAAACGUCUUCCGUUGUCGUAUAUGGCUUUGCGCUUCAUGUGUUACACAUUUUGAUGCCUCAAGCGCGUCAUUCAAACAAAAACAUAUAUACAAAACCAAAUAGCCGAGAUCGUCUUGGAAACGCAACUUUUGGAAUAUUCCGACAAUCAUGCAAACACAUGCAUUCUUUUCCACAGAACAACCGAAUGAUUCAUACGGAUUAAUUUCAAACUCCAUGCAAAUUUAAGAAUGAGCAUGAUGCGAUUGAGUAGUUAGAAGAGCACGUCAAAUUUGUUGUUUUUUUUUAUAGAAUUCGGGUAUGACGAGCUUAACCUUGAAAAUCGCUUAAUAGCGAUCAUUGCGAAAAUGGUAAAAAAAAUAGUAUACACACGCAGAGAGAGACGUUAUGAUGUCAUCAUUGUUUUGAAUGAUUUUGUACACAUGGUAUUGCGCGUCUUUCACGCGCUCCACACGGGAUAUACACAAAACAGAGCUGGCGAUCCCGCAGUUGAGUUGUUUAUCUGAAGAAAACAAGAAGUUCUCUUUAUUUUGUUCCAGAAAAACGUGUAAUUUUGAAAGGAAAAGUUUAAAAAGUUCCAAAUUUAAAAUACUUGGUGAAUUGAACGUUGGGUAGCCCCUUCUUUAUUGUAAGUGUCCUUUUUCUUUAAAUUCAAAUUAACAAAAGGAAAAAUUCCAUCCAUAAAUAAAGGACGAUGAAGCAAUGUGAAGGGAAUGUAUUUUGGAAUACAACGAACCAAAACAUGGAACCAAACAUUAUUCCCGGUUUCCUUCUUCAUUUCGUUUGAAUAUUCGAAAAACAAAUCCUUUUCAUUCAAUUUUAAUAAAGUCGUUUUUUAUUUCAAAGUUAUGUUCCACAUUCUGGGCUGAGUUGCGUAUUUUUCUGUCAACUUUCUUCAGUUGUUGUUCGUCUGCUGGUCGGGAAGUGAAAUGUGCAAACAAAAUGGGUAGAGAAUAAAAGAGACAGAAAAAAAUACACGCAGCUGUUUCGAUGUAUAAUGAUAUGCAUUUAGAUCACACAUGGAAAUAUCCAUAAUAUAUUUGCUACUCGUUUUGUAUAGAAACCAAGCUGGAUUGCAGCGAAAAUGGUUUUAUUUUUGACGGAAAAAAAAAUUGUCACUUCAUUUUGAAUACGUUGAAUGGCGGUCGUCUGCGGGGCGAAACACGAAAAUGCAUUGGGUUCCAUUUGUGAAUGCAUUGAAAAUACGAUGAUGUCGCAUUUUAAAAGAAAUGCAUCCUCUCUUCCUCUGGCUGAAGAGCCAUUAACACAGCGCAAAAUAAAUGCGUUGUAAAAUUACAUUUAGAGUGGCUCGCCGAACGUCAUCAUCGUAACAAUGUUCAAAGUUCAAGCAUCGGAUGGGUUUCCUUUCGAUUCGAUAUUUUAAAAAUGAACGGGCAAAAAUAAAUGCUCAUCGAACAAAAUCACAACAGCGGCUAAGUGUAUUUCGGUUUGAAACUAUGUUUCGAGAAAUUUCGGCUUCAUUUCCAUUGAAUUGCAUUUCAGCUGUUCACCCUAAUUCUCUUCACGCUAUCCGAACCACACACAGUGAAUGUCUUCUUUUGAUGAUGACAGCACGCGCGCACUCACUAACCGCCCGUAAAAAACGCGUGCAAACGAACGAGACGAAGCGAUGAGCGCGAGCGUGAGAGAGAGAGAGAGAGAGAGAAAGCAAUACGAUGAGAGACAAGGCGCAUGUGUAGCAAAAGUAUCAUACGAAAAUUAAUAAUACAAACGGUGUUCGUGUUUGUGUGAGCGCUUGUUUACUGUUCUGAAUUCUUACCGAACUGAGAAUAGAGAGGAACUAAAAAUACACACACACACAUGUAUAUUCUAGCUAUUGUUCUCUCCAUGUCGCAUGUUUUGUGUUGUUCCUGUUUAUUAGAGAGUUUCGGUCGUGAAAUACGAAAGCAUUAGAAGCACGCAUUUAACCUUUUACGACGAAAUUUUUUUCGUUCCAUAGUACCAAAAAACCGAAGAGUGAGAGAGAGAGAGAGAGAGAGAAAAUAAAACAAACUUGAGUGCGUCGCGUGAAUCGGUAACUUUUUGAAGAAAUUUUUUUUAUCUGAAAAACAAAUAUAACCGAAACCGCAGUAAAAGUAAUUCCUCUUUUUUUUCUGCUGUUGCAAAAUAAAGUAAAUACUCAGUUCAAGAUAAGAUUCGAUUAGUUUGCGGAAAUAGACCAUUCAAUUCAGAAAAAAAUUAAAAGAAGCCGACGUUCUGUUGUGACGUUUUUCAUUAUCAACAGUCGAUUUCGAUAAGCGUUUGGGCUUUUUACAACUUUAUCAAAUAACUGGAGAAUAUUUUUUUUCACUCUGCGUGACUUCACUUAUAACUCAUCCGUUGUGGACGUCUGUGUGAUUUUUUUUAAAUGUCCGUACAUAAGGUCAAGAAAAAAAUAUUGACCACUUGAACAUUUUGAUGAUUGAAGUAUUGUGUUCUUCGGCUGAACCGAAAAGAAAACAGAUCGAUAAUAAUCAACCGUUUGACUCGUUUUGCUUGAUUGGAUCUCAUUCGAACAGCAAUCACGAUGAAGGUUUUAGUGCCCAAUACAACUAAUUCGUAUUUCCCAAAAUUUCAAACGUCGAGAAAAGACGGCGAUGAAGUUGACAAUCGAACUACUGAAUCAAUGAAGGAUACUCCAAAUAUAUCAACGUCACCACCUGUAUCACCGAAUACACCGAUCAUAACAAAUAAUCAAACAAGCGCAAGCACAACCAGCAUCCAAAUGUCGACCAAUGAUUUGAGCCGCGAAGAAAACCGAUUUAAAACAUUCGACGCCAGUUGGCCACACACAUUCAUCAGUCCACGCGUUCUUGCCAAAACUGGCUUCUACUACAUUGGCCCACACGAUCAAGUCCGAUGCUAUUUCUGCAAAGUCGAAGUGAGCAGCUGGGAAAAUGGUGACAAUGAAGUGAAUGAACACAGUCGCUGGUCACCAAACUGUCCAUUGCUGAAGCGUCGCGAUACAUCAAAUGUGCCACUUGAUCCAGUAUCGGAAUUGGACCAAUUGUUGCCACCCGUUAGCUACGAUGUAUGUGGCACAUAUGGUAUUGAUCGACGACAGGGUGCCUACACCGAAACCCCAUUCUCACCAUCGUCAAGUGGCAGUGACAUCGUUGAAAAUAUCAACACAAAUUCAAAUUCAACCACCGUUGAACGUGAAACACAAACGCUUAAACAUCCCGAUUUCCCCGAAUUUGCCAUCGAAACUGCACGCUUGCGAUCGUUCGACGAAUGGCCGAAAACAAUGAAACAGAAGCCCAAACAACUCAGCGAUGCCGGCUUUUUUUAUACACAAAAAGGUGACCGUGUAAUUUGCUUCAGUUGUGGCGGUGGUUUGCGCGAUUGGGACGAACAAGAUGAUCCAUGGGAACAGCACGCAUUGUGGUACAGCAAAUGUGAUUAUCUGCGAUUGGUCAAAGGUCCCGAAUACAUUGAAGCGGUGAAAGCAAAGUUCGCUCAAGCCCAAAAUGAAGAGCAAACCAACGGCGGUUUAUCGUCAUCGUCACAAGAAUCGGUUGCAUCAUCGUGCAGCAGCGGUAGUAGCAGUGGUAGUUCAUCGGCAUCAUCGACACCAGUUAAUUCGCAAAUGUGCAGCGGCGCCAGCGGCGAUAAAGACGAACAAAAUCCCGACAAUAAACUAUGCGAAUCGAGACUAUGCAAGAUUUGCUAUUCAAGCGAAUAUAACACCGCAUUUUUCCCAUGCGGCCAUGUGAUUGCCUGCACAAAAUGCGCCUCAUCCGUAACCAAAUGUCCGUUGUGUCGAAAGCCGUUCGAACGUGUGAUGAGAGUGUUUUUCUCUUAGGCAGAACAAACCAAAAAAUUUAAAAAUUUAUAUAAAAUGUGAAUUUUUUUUUCAACCCUAAUUUUUUGAUACUUUUAAAAAAUUGAUUUUUUUUUUCUUUCUUAAAUUAAGGUUAAGAAAUGAAGAUGAAUUUAAAACGACAUAACAUAAAAAGCUAUUAAGUAAUAAACAUUAAUGUUAAGACAACAAAAAUUACACUUGUACAGCAAUCAAUAAUAAAAAAAGGAAUAAUUUUUUGUGAAA
Sitodiplosis mosellana (orange wheat blossom midge) is the source of this 9216-nucleotide messenger RNA. It is a transcript of the gene Diap1, whose product is annotated as death-associated inhibitor of apoptosis 1. Gene Ontology annotation, molecular function: ubiquitin protein ligase activity; cysteine-type endopeptidase inhibitor activity involved in apoptotic process. Gene Ontology annotation, cellular component: nucleus; cytoplasm. Lineage: Eukaryota; Metazoa; Arthropoda; Insecta; Diptera; Cecidomyiidae. Gene Ontology annotation, biological process: regulation of cell cycle; positive regulation of protein ubiquitination; negative regulation of apoptotic process. The record is from RefSeq and is a predicted model, not a curated record. Bases 7696 to 8973 code for a protein of 425 amino acids. The transcript is spliced from 2 exons.